Molecule: messenger RNA, 3901 nt
Organism: Petromyzon marinus (sea lamprey)
Lineage: Eukaryota; Metazoa; Chordata; Hyperoartia; Petromyzontiformes; Petromyzontidae
Gene: TTC24
Product: tetratricopeptide repeat domain 24
Molecular function (GO): protein binding
Source: RefSeq, a predicted model, not a curated record
UUUGUAUUAUUUGGUACCCCGGGGACAUCGCCAUGAGGAUCAUAUGUUCAAUCAUAUAUAUUUUAAGAGAAUUAUAAAGUUAUGUUAAAUUCAGAGGCUGAUUUGAUAAAGUGCACUACAUACAGAUUCAUAAAAUCCAUGGGCGCUGGUUCACUUGCAUGCAACACUUUACCACGGUGUAAUUGGAAAAUCUAAUUAAUUGUAAUACUUUUUCAUAUAGAUAGGCUUCCUCCUGUCAUAGGAAUGUUGAACGUAUACUACUAGUCACUGAAACUCGCGAUGAUGAAUCGAUGUAAAUAUGACAUCCUCUGUACAUUCUUGACCUAACCGUGUUAUACUUUUUCCUACCUCAUGUGUCGUAACUUGAUACCCUUAGCCUAAGCAAUAAGUUAACCUCAGCACAUUGCUUUCAGUUGAAGUGAACAAUUUGGUGACGCUGCUUGCGUUGGCAGUGGUGCACAAGCAUGAUUGACAACAGCUAAAACUCAACAAGUUCGACAAUAACACUGUGGUCUUAAAAAAAAAUCGUUAUAUGAUAGGAGAGGGUUCAGGCAAUGGCCCUUCACAGCAUAGAAUGAGGUCAUUUGAAUAAAUUAUUGAACAUAUCAGCACUGCUCUAUUCGCUUGGUUAGAUGCAAUGAGCGUACCGCAUUUAUAAUUUUGGAAGGUUGCAGGAUGGGGAGGAGGAGAUGGGUGACAUCAGGGAUGAGGUUGCAGCGUGAAAGUGGAACUGCCCAAGGAACGAUGGAGGGAAGGAGUGGGGCAUCGUGCCCGCACGGGCCGCGUUCACAAGGAGCCUGUGGCAACAGCGCAGAGACUCACUACUCAUCCAGCAGUGGGGCGAACAUGACUCACCACCAUGGAGGCAAUGACGGCCCCCCCAUGGUCCCCUGACCACGGGGACGCUUGGAGACAAAACAUUGCCCUGGAAGGCGGCCGCGUGUGAGCACCAUCUGCAGAGUCGACAAUGGCAUCGAGAGGGCAGGUGCGUGCGUGUGCGCUCCAGCAAUAGCCCCCGAGGCGUCUGCUCGCCCGCCCGUCUGCCCAGCCACACCAUGGACUCCCACGAAGUCAGGGACUCGGUGGAGCCGACGGAUCGGACCUCGCACUCAGACACGACACCGCAAACUGCCAGCACCUCCUCCCCAAAGCGGCCACACCACAGCCCCUCUCCAGACCAACGUGAAACCUCUUUAUAUGGAGAGGAGAGCACAGAGGGCAUCUCUAUGCACAGCAGAGAGACACAGCUCAACGGUGCUUUGCAUCCGGCUCAGAGCACCAGUAGCAAGAAGCACGUCAAGUUCGAUGCCGAGUCCGUGCAGAACGGCCGCGUCCGCCGCAAGAAGGACGCCGGUGGUGAUGACACUCCCAAACCUCCGGCCCCUCCGCAGCACGGCAACGGCACGGGCGGAGAAGGGGAUGGCGAGGCGCAAAGGGCGGUGAACCGGCUCACGCAGCGGGCCAGCUCAGAGAUGGCAGACGGCAAACCCGAGCGCGCCCUGGCCUCCUUCCGCAAGGCGUACGAGCGCUCAGGACAGCUCGCCGAGCCGGUGGCGAGGGCUGCGUGCGCCUUCAACCUGGGCGCGGCGUACGUGGCCGCAGACCAGGCUGACAAGGGCCUGCAGUACCUGCUGGAGGCCCAGGCGGCAGGGUCCCAGGACCGAGACCAGCGCGGGGACCUACUCUUCAACCUGGGCGUCGCGUACGAGGCGCUGCACGACCCUGCCAGCGCCGCACGCUGCUACGAGGACGCGCUGGCCCAGUACCGAGCCGACCAAAUGGGAGGCCAGGCCGACGCACAGGUGAAGCUGGGUCAGUGCUGCAUGCAGCAGGGCGAGGAGGCGCGGGCGGCCGACUGGUUCCUGGCGGCGGGACGGAGUUACCGCUGCGCGGGCCGGGCCGACCAGGCGGCCGAGGCGCUGUGCGAGGCCGGCGCGGCCCUGCUCCGCUCGCCCGCCACCGCUGGCACCGCCGCGGUGUCCGUGCUGGAGGAGUGCCGCUCCGCCUGUGUUCACGUCCGUGACAACGACGCGCUGUUGGCGCGUCUCUACAAUGAGCUGGGCCUCAGCUUCUCGCAGCUGCAGCUCUUCCCGGCCGCCGUCGACUGCUUUGAGCGGGCGCUGCCACUGAGCGAGGGCGUGGCGGACGCGGCCCGCCGGGCGGCCGUGCUGCAAAACAUGGGGGCCGUGCGCAACUCCCAGGGGCAGUUCCAGCUGGCUCUCGCCUUCCACCGGCAGGCCGCUUCGCUGCACGGUGAGCUCCAGAACCGCAACGCCCAGGGCCAGUGCUUCUGUAACCUGGCGUUCGCGUGCAGCCAGCUCGGGGACCACGAGGCCGCGGCGGAGAACUACCUCCACGCUCUGCAGGCGUUCCGCGACACAGGGGACGUGCACGGCCAGUGGCAGGCCAACGAGGGCCUCGGGGCGGCCAAGUUCCGGCUGGGGGACCCGGAGAAGGCCGUCUCCUGCUACAAGCAAGCACUGGCACUGCUCAGCCAGGACAAGGUAGCGGCUGGGGAUGCCCAGGAGAGGAUUGUGGGUAAACUUACGGAUGCCAUUCAGUACAGAGUGAGCAUCUCGAAAGCCAUGGGACAGCAGAUGGGAUACGUGCUAUCCCCCUCCGCGGUGAGACAAGAGAUGACCCAGUCGCACACCUACCUCAUGCCUUACGGGUACCACCUCCAACGGGCGCAGCCAAUAAGUGAAGGAGGCGGGCGUGGUGUGGUGCAUGUGGAUGAGCUGCGAGCCGUGGGGUCGGUGGGCAGACACCCUCAGGGCCCUGAGGAUGAUCCCACAAACAGGACGGCCCCUACCCGAGUCUUCCCUGGCACACACAGAGGCGCUGUUGGUGUGGGGGGUGAACUCCACCAGGGCCUACGGUAUGGCCCGGCAGGGCCCGUCCAGAGGCUCCUCAUGCAUCAGCCACCCCACAGUGGCCUGCAGAGGCAGCUCCCAAGGGCUGCUCCUGAGAAUGGACAUCACGCCCGCCCAGCCACCACCUCCCACCUACCUUCCAGCUCCUUAAAUGACACCUACCUGGUCCCUGACCCUGCCACACUGUUUCAUCAGGCAUCCAGGCCACAGGCAGCAACAGGCUCGUCGUGGGGUACGGAAGAGCCCCCCUACUCCACCAUCCGGUCCCAGCAGAUGGCAGGGCCAACAGAGAGGCCACCGGGGCCAGAGAGAGGCUUGACCGAGGACCCCAUCAACCGUGAGGAUCGCGACAGAAGGCCGUCCGGGAGUAGCGGACAUUCUGGCAGCUCGGGUCGGAUGUCGGGCGGAGAACUCCACACCGGCCGCCGCCGCCGCUCCCGCAUGUGCCUCCUCAUGUGAGGCCCUGCAGCAGCGCUGGCUCCCCUGGUUGCCCACGCGGUGUCGCAGGAAGCUCACGAGAACAGUGAUGUAGCAGCCUGAUGCGCCGAUGACGAGAGGGCAUGUGGCCAAAGAUGGUUUGACUCAUCAUAAACACAUCGUGCUGCCCUGAGCCAAUGUAUUUUUGCUGGAACCAGAUCGCAGCAGGUGAUCUGAUAAUGGGAGUGAUUCAACUUGGAGGCCACUUAUAAGCAAAGGGAGUUGACUGCAGCCCAUUUAAUUUUGCCUCAUAGCGAAUCUGAGUCAGUCCUUGUUUCCGAAAUGUACUACUAUAAUGAGCCAAGAAUGUCUGUGUGUCCCGUGCGUGACGUCACUCCACGUCGGCCAGCCCCCCUCAUUAAUACUCAUGAACAGGUGGCGUCCUCCACAUGGACCCCCACCCCCUCAUUAAUAAUCAUGAGCGGGUGAUGUCACUCGACAAAGUAGCCCCUUCUCAUUAAUAAUCAUGAGCGGGUGACGUCACUCAACAUGGGGGGGGGGCGAGGCGCCUCCUCCCCCCUCCUCAGCAUCAACUUACAACCCUCACUACA